AUGGAUCUGGAGAUAUCUCCAGAGCCUAGCUGGCGCUCAUCAGAAAGCAUCGCCAAUCCCUCCGACACUCUGUUACCGACAUCGGCGGAUGAUACUUCAACCCCCAAAUAUAUCCCUGCACCAGAAGCCCGCUCAGUAUUAACACGCUUAUACAUUUCACACACUCUCUCAGCAUGGAACUCCCGCAUGUUCGAAUUCGGCGCUGUGCUCUUUCUAGCAUCGAUAUUCCCGGGGACAUUACUAUACGCUUCGAUAUACGCUCUAGUACGGGCAUUUUCAGCCGUCGCGCUAUCGUCCUGGCUGGGGGCGCAAGUUGAUCGAUCAGACCGGCUCGUAGCUGUGAGACAUUCUAUUGUCUGGCAAAGAGUCCCUGUCGCAGUGUCAUGUUUAUGCUUUGUAGCGACUCUGUCUGUGAACUCGUGGGUGCUUAAGAUUGUCUUAUUCGCUGUGCAAGGCUUGCUGGCUUGUAUAGAGAAAUUGGCUGCUACGGCUAAUACAGUGGCUGUAGAACGGGACUGGGCAAUCGUGAUCUCGGAUAGUAUCAAUGUCCCUCGACAAGACUUGAACGCCUCAAUGAGACGGAUUGAUCUUAUCUGCAAGCUCCUGGCACCAGUAUUCAUCUCCUUGAUCGACAGCAUAUCAACCCGAUAUGCAAUGUGGACAGUAUUCACCCUGAACACUGCAUCUGUGCUAGUUGAAUAUAUGGCCAUUGCCCAGGUCUACCAAUCAGUCCCAGCCUUGACUAAGACGCAAACACCAGCUUCAACAACAGAGACAGAUGAUAUAAACAGCGAGUCCUCUCAAAACGACAAUACAUCUCACAAGACCGCCGACUCCUCGCCAGAUUCAUCACUGGCACCCUGGAGGGAGUACAUAGCCAGCCCUGUCUUCCUAGCAUCAUUUGCCCUGAGCCUUCUCUACUUAACAGUCCUAUCCUUCGGCGCAACAAUGGUCACAUACCUGCUACACACGGGCUUUUCUUCGUUGCAGGUCAGCUACAUGCGCAUCGGCUCCGUUGCCGCCGAGCUAUCGGGCACAUGGACAGCGCCUAUGAUCAUGAACCGUAUCGGUCCGAUUCGGUCGGGACUGUGGUUCCUGAAUUGGCAAUUUGUCUGCGUGGCUGGUGCAGCCGUGGCCUUUGUUGCUUGGGACUCGAGCGAGCGGUUCGUAGCGGGGACGCUGAUUGCGGGCGUCGCUUUGAGUCGCAUUGGGCUUUGGGGAUUCGAUUUGUCUGUUCAGUUUCUUGUUCAGGAGAAUAUCCAAGAACAUGCCCGUGCCCGCUUCUCGGCGACUGAAAUGGCGCUGCAGAAUGUUUUCGAGAUGCUUUCUUUUGCUUCGACGAUUGCUUUUCCGCUGCCGGCUCAGUUCAGAUAUCCCGUGCUGAUCAGCUUUGGGGCUGUGGCGGUCGCUGCUGUUUGUUUUGCGGCGUAUGUGCGCAAGGAACGGGGUCAUCUACUGCAUCGAUCGCGGUGUAUGGGUGGGGAUAAAUUGUUGUAUCGAGAAAUUGUGUCUGAGGAGGUUUAG
Messenger RNA from Penicillium vulpinum, 1524 nucleotides. Its product is annotated as putative iron-regulated transporter. Lineage: Eukaryota; Fungi; Ascomycota; Eurotiomycetes; Eurotiales; Aspergillaceae. Gene Ontology annotation, cellular component: membrane. The transcript has 5 exons. The record is from RefSeq and is a predicted model, not a curated record. Gene Ontology annotation, molecular function: iron ion transmembrane transporter activity. Gene Ontology annotation, biological process: iron ion transmembrane transport. Bases 1 to 1524 code for a protein of 507 amino acids.